Mollisia scopiformis is the source of this 2520-nucleotide messenger RNA. RefSeq lists its product as uncharacterized. The record is from RefSeq and is a predicted model, not a curated record. NCBI's taxonomy places the organism in Eukaryota, Fungi, Ascomycota, Leotiomycetes, Helotiales, Mollisiaceae. The transcript has a single exon. Bases 45 to 2069 code for a protein of 674 amino acids.
CCUCUUCAAUCAGAAUUUCGUGUCUUAAGCUUGGGCUCCUUCUUAUGAUGGAUGCAGAAGAUUUGAGUCUCAAAGAUAUCAAGUGUGCAAAAGCUCAGAGUCAGCAUCAAGAUGGAUCACAACAUCAAUCCGAGGAUGCAGAAGUAUCGCCUCACAUUCAGCAGACGUCUACCAAGACACCAGGCCUGCAUCAAGAUGAACUACAGCAUUCAGAGGAAGCCAUCUGCUUGAAUAAAUCAAGGUUUUUGAUUGAGAAUCCACCCGUGUCACAGAUCUUCGAUAUCUCGGACUCGGAAGCUUCAAACUCGCUCGAUGCAACGUCUGCCGACAGCUUACGCCAGCGUCAAGAUGGACUACAGAAGCAGCCAGAACGUGUGGAGGUUCCGCUUCAGGAUGAAUAUGGAUCACGGCAGCAGUCGGAAGAAUCUUUAUGCUCGACGGCCUGCAAUCUUUCGACUGUAGAAGAAUCUGUAGGAAUGAUAUUGAAGGGGAUUGAGCCAACACCAGAUCUUGCAGACUACGACCGCGGCCAAACAACAAGACUACUAUGCCUCAUAGGACUUGUAUUUGCGUGGCUAGUUUGCAUUGCCUGCAUCGUCCUUGGUACACUAUGUCUUAUCAAGCAGACAAAUAGCCCCUGGACAGAUAUCACGGGGAUAGUGAUAAAACAACCGGCCCGCCGUCUCUACAUCACAGGGCUAUCGACCACUAGCGGCGAGGCCCUCUCGUUCAUGACAAACGUUUUCGUCGCUCUUGCUACUGAUUCUUUGGGGUAUAUUCAUGCAACAUCCCUCCGAUGGGCGCUUUUUAGAGAAGGCCGAUUACAAUUCAAUACCAAUCUUAGGUUGUUCACCAGCACACGCAAAUAUGCUCCAAAUCGAUGGCCUGCAAAUCUGAUUUCUAUCAUUUCGCUUAUUCUCUGCUACGCAGCAUCGUCGCAGCUUUUUCUUCGUGACGCACAAGAGAAACCCGGGAUUGGUCCUCAGAACGUGGUUGCCGUCAACGGAGUUGCUAUUCUCACAUUGGCAUUAGGUAUAUUUGGCAAGGCGAGUAUAGCUACUUGGAUCAUGGCAUCGGGAUCAAAACAUAUUCCAACAUGGAGCUCGAACGCUCUCAACAACGCAUUGGUACUUACUCAUCAUGGUCUCACUAGAGAGGAAGAAAGAUGCAUGUUAUCAGUUGAUAAAACUCCUCUUCCACCACAUCCUACCAAACCAUUGGCCAGAGGCCUAAAUGCCAGGAACGCAGUCCCCUCGUUGCGGUAUAUCAUCUCACUCCUGUGGAUCUGGUCUUUACUUAUGGUGAUAUUUUUCAUCAUUCUAGUUGUCGUCAGCUGGUUCGAGUCAGUCGGGUAUCAACCAUGGUCGUUUUCUCUCGCAUGCAGCGCAGAGCCAGAUCCAGAAUUCCCAGAAAAAGCGCAAGGGACUUACCUUAUUGUAAAUUCUGUAUCUGAACCUUGGAUUGGUAGCUUGAUCAUUGGAAUUUUGUUCCUAUGCGCUGUACAAGGUCUUCAAACGUUGGGUAUCAAUGCCGCUGAGUUAGUCAUUAAUCUGUCAAGAGAUGAAAGUACUUGGAAAGAGGUUGACCGAGCGAAAAGUAGUCGUCGAAGCUACAACAACGCGUUCAUAUCAGCAGCCACGAGUUGGCAGAACAUGUUACUAUUCGCGUUUAAGCCUGUGCUGCACUGGAUGUUGGGCCAAACAGUGGUGCUUAGGAUUUAUGAACUAGUAGUGACAGAUUCCGAUGUGCAUGGAGUGUCUGAGUCCGAGAAUACCUAUCGAUACAUUUUCUUUAUGUUAUACCCAAGAUUGUUUAUAUACGUCAUCAUCAGUAUGGCACUUGCUGCUUGCAUGAUAUUCAUUGCAUUUCGAAGACCUCGUGGUCCACAACCCACAGCUUAUGGCCAUUAUCAGACUUUGACCAACCUUAUCGAUGAUUGGACUGUGAAUGAGAAGGGUAUCUUCUGGUGGGGCGACAAAGGAGUCGGUCCUGAUGGUAUUCGACAUGCUGGCACUAGUCCCAACAGAGAAGCACUUGGCAACAUUCAGAAGGACGCUCUCUAUGCAUAGAAUGAAGACAAAGGUCACACCCGAGAGCAUUGAGAAAGCCCAAUCCUCACCCACCAUGCCCUUCACCACCGCUUCCCUCCUCUCCUUCCUAGCCUCAGCAAUAGCAGUAUCCGCAACCUAACAACUCCAAAGACACUAUUACAACGACGCCUGCUCCUCAUACGUGGGUCAAGUACACGUAAGCUUGGCAACUUAAAUCUACGGCGGCGCCGACAAAUACUACAAACUUGAGCAUUGUGAUCAAAUGACAAAGGUCCACUUGCAACGGUUUAAUUAGUUGUAAUGCGAUGAAGAAAAGAGGAAAGCCUUGCUAUGGUAAGCUCUGGACAACACCAUUUGCCGAAGAAAAAAUGUCAUCACAUGAUUAGGCCUCAUCGAGCUGAAAAUCGAAUGUGAAUACCGAGCAGAUGGAGAGCCAGAGAAGGCCAUGCAUUGUCAUAUCCAAGCACAA